AUGAGUAUUGAUAAUUCUAAUAAUGGAGAGAUUGUAACAGAUAUUAUAACCUCUGAGAGCAAAAGAACUGAACUUAGUGGAUUUCUAAAGACUCUAUCAACAUUUACCGGAGAUAUUUAUAGUUUGACAUGCCCAAGUUUCUUAUUAUCUGGAGUUUCCACUCUAGAAUACGGACAAUAUUGGGGAGAUUAUCCAGAAGUUUUUGCUAAUAUUUCUAAACCAAGUAAAGAGGUUGAUAGAAUUAUUAAUGUUUUCAAAUGGUAUGUAAGUACAUUGUACGGAUCAUUUGCUUCACGUAAAGACAAAGAAAAAAUUGAGAAAAAACCAUUUAACCCUAUACUUGGCGAACAAUUCUUUGCAAGAUGGAAUGAUAUAGAUGGAUGUGGCGAAACUAGUUUGUUUUCAGAACAAGUUAGUCAUCAUCCACCUGUUUCAGCCUUUUAUUUAGAAAAUAAAAAAGCAGGAGUAUUCGCAAGCGCUGGACAAAAAACUAACUUUAGGCCUACAGCAGCACGUAUAGAUGUAAUACAAGUUGGACAUAUACUGAUUCGCCUAAGAGAUCAUCCUGAACAUUAUUUGAUAACUCUUCCAUCUUUACAAAUUCUUGGAUUAUGGAGAGGGUCUCCAUAUGUAGAAAUAAGUGGAACAAGUGUAAUACAAUCAGAAAACUAUAAUGUUGUUAUUGAGUUUAGUGGGAAAGGAUGGAUAUCAGGCGAAAAACAUAGUUUUAAUGGAGUAGUGCGUCGUAACGGAUCCAAAGAAUCAUUACAUGUAAUAACAGGUACAUGGGCAGGUCUAUCUAGUUUAGAGAAAGGGGACACAAAAGAAAAGUCGACAUUUUUUGAUGUUGAAGAUUCUAAAAGGGCGACUCCAAUUGUAACCCCAAUAGAUGAACAAGGUGAUUUAGAAAGUAGGAGGUUGUGGAAUUAUGGUGAUAUUGAACAGAAACAACGUGAUAAAGUUAAGAAUGGAAUUAAAUCCGAUCUUCAAUAUUUUGAAUGGCAUGAUGAUGAUCAAUUGUUUCUUAGUUUAGAAAAAUUAAUUGAUAAUAAAUAUCACUUGGAUGAUAAAUAUAGAGAAAAGGGUAGUUGGUUUUAUAAAAAAUAA
Molecule: messenger RNA, 1107 nt
Organism: Entrophospora sp. SA101
Lineage: Eukaryota; Fungi; Glomeromycota; Glomeromycetes; Entrophosporales; Entrophosporaceae
Source: the annotation of a GenBank genome assembly